CAGCUCUGAACUUCCUGGGUGAGGGGUGCCAAGAAUGAGAUUCGGGUCUGGGCAGGGGUGUGUAGGAAGGGUUUGAGGCCUGGGGGCACUCGCUCACUCUUAGUAGCUUUGCACAUAGAGUUCAUCCCUCUCCCCGAACUCAGGGCUCAAGGGACUUCAGGGGCACGUUAGUGGCACUGCAAGUAACUGAAUCAGGAUCCCCCUGCCUCUUCCUUUCCCAGCCCUUCACUGUCUUCAGUCCUGCAUGCUAGAUGUGGUGCAUCCUCCCCAAGAGGCUUGUUUUGCAAGGUCAGGGAAGGUCUAAAGGAUAUCCUCUGGGGCACAGAGCAGACGCACCCACAGCCACAGAGGCGACACAGUUGACAAAAGCAGAACUUCUCAUUCCACGCGCUCGCCGUCCGCCAGCAGCAGAAUUAUUCAGCAAAUGGAUGCUGUACGUGAAAAGCGUAAACUUCUCAGGAACAGUUUACCAACAGGAAAAAAAAUUAAAUGCUGCAUAAAUGAUUCCCUACCAACAGUUUUUCUCGGCUCUUAGUAAUGAUCCAAACUGUGCAGCUUCGCAGGGAAUUUCCACUAUGGACCGGAGAGCCCAUGUGUCCAUCCACAUGUUCCUUGUACUUUUCCCUGAUGCUACUCAAUGUCUGAAGUGGGAUACCUAAGUAGCCUAUUGCCUGGCUUUCUUCCAGCUGAUUUCUCUGGCUAAGGAGAGAGAGCAAAGCGACAGCUCUGGACUUCCUCUGUACUGUUUGGAAACAUCUGCUCAGUAUUUUUUUCUUUGGAAACGUCUGAUCAAUUCCCUGGGUCCUGUCCUAGGAAGCAGCAUCUGCAGAGUAGAUCUGACUCCUGUUUCCUCCUAGCACAAAGGUCCCUUCCAUCACCAACCUCCUCCUUAUGGUGACUGCAAACCUUUGGGGGUCAGAGAGGAGGAAAGAGCGGAUUUGGUUUCUGGUCCAAAGGCUUGGAGCAGGAAGCAGCAAGGCAAAAAAAAAAAAAAAAAGCCACAGGUGGCAAAGCACUUUAAGGGGAAGGCUGUGGCGUAACUUCCUCUUUUCAGAGGGGAUAAAAAGAAGCACAGACGGAGAAAGACAAGGUGGCAGAGAUCCUUUGGGCAAGCAGUGAGAGACCCAGCCUAUCAUCUGCUCAACAGCCAGACUCUCGAGUUCGGGACAGGUGCCCAGCCACGGCCAUGGGGGAUAUGUACAUCCGACACAUUGAGCUGCUGGGCUUUGAGAAAAGGUUCUUCCCCAGCCAGCACUAUGUUUACAUGUUCCUGGUGAAAUGGCAUGAUCUGACUGAAAAACUCGUCUAUCGGAAAUUUACUGAGAUAUAUGAAUUUCACAAAGCUUUAAAGGAAAUGUUCCCUAUUGAAUCUGGGGACAUCAGCAUUGAGAACAGGAUCAUCCCUCACUUACCAGCACCAAAGUGGUUUGAUGGCCAUAGAUCCACACAGAACAGGCAAGGCACACUUACCGAAUACUGCUACUCCUUGGUGAAUCUGCCGUGCAAGAUUUCCAGAUGCCCGCAUGUGCUGACCUUCUUCAAAGUCAGGCCUGAUGACUUGAACCCACCUACAGACAGUUUGAUCAAGACACCCGAGACGUUUCUGUUGCCAAAGGACUCCAAGCAAAAUGUAACAGAUAUCACUGGUCCCAUCAUCCUGCAGACAUAUCGCGCAAUCAGUGACUAUGAGAAGAACUCCAAAUCUGAGAUGGCUAUCAAAACAGGGGAUUUGGUGGAUAUCGUGGAGAAGAGUGAAAGUGGCUGGUGGUUCUGUCAGCUAAAGAAUAAAAGGGGUUGGGUCCCAGCUGCCUACCUGGAGCCCAUGGAUGGUCCUGAAGAGUCUGAGGAGCAAGACCCCAACUAUGCAGGUGAACUCUACGUUGUCAGAAAAAGCUACACAGCGAUUGAGGAGGAUGAGAUGUCUCUGAAGGAGGGAGACGCUAUUGAAGUCAUCCAUAAGCUACUUGAUGGCUGGUGGGUUGUCAGGAAGGAUGAAACCACUGGCUAUUACCCCUCCAUGUAUCUGCAGAAGUCUGGAGAAGAAAACAACCCCGCAAAGAACCAGAUGAGGAACAAAGGUGUCCCCCCUCGAAGAUCAACUAUCCGAAAUGCCAAGAGCAUCCACAACCAGAGCCGGAAGCAGAUCAGCCAGGAGAUCUACAGGCGGAACAGCAAGAAAUACAUCCAGAGCCGGCAGAAUCUGAAGGACAGUCUCCUGAACAAGCCCAGCACCAUCAUCGAGAUCAAAGAACCCAGAGAAAGCAAGUCCAAGGCUCAGCCUGCCAUUCCACCCCGACCCAGCAAAGCUCUCAUUCUGAAUCGCUGUACUGAGAGCACAAAGAACAAGAUCAACUGAUCCCAUGGGACCAAGAAAACUAUGAAGCUUCAUCUCUGCUGGUUUUCAUGUGUGAUGAGCAUUGUCUCCAGACUGGACAGUUCUUGUGUGUAAUCUUGACUCCUCUGAAACAGCCUCAUGCCUCACUGAGCUUUUAGGAGGUGCAAGGCAGAGCUGCAAUGCACAUCCCCCUAUCAAGUUAGGGUUUGAACUGUUCUAAACUGAUGGACCAGACUGCUGUCAUUUAUACCAAAGCAACCAAAGUGCUACUGGGGACUGCACUCUGUAACAAACUGCAUGUCACUGUGCAUAACAAGCAAGGACUAAGACGGGGAUUGAGUAACCCUGGCUCCUGUCCUUGUUAUGGUAAUGGCAGAUGCUCAGCAUGCUACUGCUUAACUAAUGCCUCCUUAAUUAAAUUCCUGAGUGGUGUAGCCCUUUCUUAUUUGCUCCUUUGUGCUUUGAACCUUGAGUUUGCAUUGUUUGAUCUGCUUUGUAGUAUACACAGCUUCUUCGGUGGUUCCUCCGUUAUUAUAGCAAAUAUGUUGGUGCAUUUAAUUUAGAAAGAAAUGUUUGUAUGGUGUAUUUUAGGGAAAUGGGUCAAUGGUUUUGAAAACGCCUUUUCCACAUUCUGUAUCGCGUCUCUCUGUCAAAAAAACGAAUGAAUGAACAAGU
Molecule: messenger RNA, 3010 nt
Organism: Alligator sinensis (Chinese alligator)
Lineage: Eukaryota; Metazoa; Chordata; Crocodylia; Alligatoridae
Gene: NCF1
Product: neutrophil cytosolic factor 1
Exons: 11
Coding region: 1187-2356 (389 amino acids)
Biological process (GO): superoxide anion generation; respiratory burst
Cellular component (GO): NADPH oxidase complex; cytoplasm
Molecular function (GO): protein binding; phosphatidylinositol binding; superoxide-generating NADPH oxidase activator activity
Source: RefSeq, a predicted model, not a curated record